Molecule: messenger RNA, 600 nt
Organism: Eimeria tenella
Lineage: Eukaryota; Apicomplexa; Conoidasida; Eucoccidiorida; Eimeriidae
Exons: 1
Coding region: 1-600 (199 amino acids)
Source: RefSeq, a predicted model, not a curated record
AUGCCGAGCGGCGCACCGGCCCAUCAUCGUCAUGCUACUCCGAAGCCCACCGCGGCAGAACGGCCGCAUGCACAUAAGGAGGAGCCCCAACAGGUGAUACCUAUGACGAAUGUUAUGCCAGGGGACAGUCCCUUCGUCACGUGGGAUCAAUUCCAGUCCGGUAUGAGUGUGAUAAGAACUGUUAUAGGGGGGACCGGGAUAUCAGGCGCAGCUUUUCCCAUACUACCAGAAGACGGCAGCACUAUGCAGGCUUUUCUGCUGCUCAUCGAGCGCCGGUACGCCCAUAUGGGAUUGGAGCCGCUCGAGUGGGGAAGCGCACUUAUUGACCACCUUGUGGGCCCGUCUCUAACGUAUUGGAUGUGUCUACGGAGAAUUACCGACCUAAGCGACUGGGCGGCAGUACAACGCAGGCUUUUGGAGCGGUUUGACAAAACAAUGUCGCAGAGUCAAUUGUUAACGGAGUUGGCUAAAGUAGGGCGGAAUGGUAACCCGAAGCAAUAUAUGGACCGGUUUGCGGCUGUAGCGGAGCGUGGUUUGGGUGUUGCCGCCGACGAACUCGCUGACUAUGCACCGGACUACCGACAGACCUCCAUCUUCUAA